Messenger RNA from Mercenaria mercenaria, 1213 nucleotides. RefSeq names its product neuroendocrine convertase 1-like. The annotation marks the transcript as partial. Lineage: Eukaryota; Metazoa; Mollusca; Bivalvia; Venerida; Veneridae. Gene Ontology annotation, biological process: protein processing. The record is from RefSeq and is a predicted model, not a curated record. Gene Ontology annotation, cellular component: Golgi membrane; trans-Golgi network. Gene Ontology annotation, molecular function: serine-type endopeptidase activity. The transcript has 9 exons.
AUGCCGUGCAAGGGCAAAGUUAAAGUUGGAUUUGACACUAGUGGGAAGGAAGUGUUCGAAAAAUGUGGAUGGAUUAUGAGGUUGUGCAAACGGACCUAUGGUGGCAUACAGCGCAGGUAUAUGAAAAAGGCAACCAUAAGAAAGUUCAGUAGUGAUGAUGUACAGUAUAAAACCAGACGACGACAGGAAGAAGCACUUAAGAUCUUCAAGUUUGAACUCGUUAAUAUCCGGGAUUUUAAGUUAACACCUGCUCACUGGACAGCUUCAGACAUAACUGCCAGAGCACUUGUCUAUGAACUGGAUAAGAUCGACAUUUUUGUCAAUGCUUGGACUACAACAGAGUCGUUUGAUCAACUUGACCUUGCAACGAGGAAUGCCAUUAUACAUGGAGCAACUAAGGGUCGUCGCGGAUUGGGCUCAAUAUAUGUUGUACCGGCUGGACCUUGCGGAAACGAGUUGUCACACAAUAUUCAUACAAUUUCCGUCAAUAGUAUUGGUAGAUAUGGAACACAGCCUUACGAUGCCGUACUUGAUUCAAGUGUUCUAGUGUCUGGUCUGAGAGAAGGGAAUAAUCUGACGGCAUCCACUAUAGUAACAGCAUCCCACGGGAACAAAUGUGUAGCAAAUUUCAGAGGUGCAUCUGUUGCUGUAUCUCAAGUUUCUGCAAUAAUAGCUUUGGGGUUACAGGCAAAUCCAAAAUUAACACUAAGGGAUGUGCAACAUCUAUUGGUACAGGCUUCAAACUAUGAAGAUCUGGUUGAAACCAUAGUAUUUCGGAGCAAUGGGGCGUUCAGAUAUUUUCACAACAUCUUCGGAUUUGGUCUUUUGAAUGCUGAUAAAUUUGUCAGACUGGCCUACAACCAUACAUCUUUAUCAUCGUUAUUAUCCAAGAAUUUAUACAAUUACAAACUAAGAACCCCCGGAGACCGAACACAGAUUUUCGAGUUCAACUACAGCUGUGACAAUUACAGUGAUCAAACAUGCUUAACGUCCAUCGAGCAUGUGACGACAUCAAUUAACUUCACAACAUCAAGCAGUCUUUUGAAAAUGGAAAUAAUAUCACCUAGCAAAACGAGUUCAGUUUUAAUGAUUUUAAGAAUCAAAGAGGAAGAGAAGCCACUGAGUAAGGGAGGGAAGAUUGUGUCAGUACAUUUUUGGGACGAAAUGCCAUCUGGGAAGUGGUCCAUCAGAGUGCGAAACAGACAUUCCUUAG